Molecule: messenger RNA, 789 nt
Organism: Thunnus maccoyii (southern bluefin tuna)
Lineage: Eukaryota; Metazoa; Chordata; Actinopteri; Scombriformes; Scombridae
Gene: txnb
Product: thioredoxin
Exons: 5
Coding region: 84-410 (108 amino acids)
Molecular function (GO): protein-disulfide reductase activity
Source: RefSeq, a predicted model, not a curated record
CAGCGUGGCUUCUGAAAAAAAGGGCAUUCCCAUUACCCGCCGCGCGUCGUCCACAGUGAAGCACAUCUUCUUCAGCAGUCACCAUGGUUCGCGAAGUGGAAAGUCUGGAUGACUUCAACAACAUCUUGAAGGAAGCUGGAGACAAGCUGGUUGUGGUGGACUUCACAGCCACGUGGUGUGGCCCCUGUAAACAGAUUGGACCAGAAUUUGUGAAACUGUCAGAAAAACCUGAGAACAAGAACGUGAUCUUCCUGAAGGUGGACGUGGACGAAGCUGAGGAUGUGAGUUCACACUGCGGGAUUAACUGCAUGCCCACAUUCCACUUUUACAAGAAUGGACAGAAGGUGGAUGAAUUCUCUGGCGCUAACCUACAAACGCUGAUUGCGAAAGUGGAAUCAUUGAGAUCCUAACUUCCUACCGACCAUCAACACACACCACCCCUGUCAUUGUAUAAACCACGACACCGCUGUCCCCCCCGCCCCCACCCCCUCCCCUCUGUACAUGCUUAAGAAAUUCCAUCUCAUUUAAUGUACAAUAACAAAUCAGGUCUUCUUUUCCUCAUCGGGAGAUAAUUUAUUCCGCUCAUGUUGGUGACAUUAAGUCUGUCAAUUCAGUGUCUGUACUGACUGUCUGAACAACUGGCUGAAAUAUGAUUAAAACCCAAAUGACCACUUUUAACUCUGUUUUAUAUGAGAAACUGAUUUUUGCUCCUGACAAACCCCUGAACUUUUCUUUGUAUGUUAUGUUUUCACCAAGGUGGAUUUAAUAAAUGAAGAUGAGUUACAGAAA